AUGAUCACGGCAGCUGAUAAACAAUUUCAAAUUUUUCAACAAAAUUUAACAUCUAACAAAACAAAGCAACCCGUUCAAGCAUGGAAUGAAAAUAUUACAACACCCCAGCCAUUUGCAUUUUCAAAUGAUAUUCGGAAUAAAAAAUCAAAAGUUGUUAUAGAAUUAGAAGAGAAGCGUAUGAGAGAACAGAUAUUGGAAGAAUUAGAAUGUCAGAAACAGUUUAAGGCACACACAGUUCCUAGCUUUGUUUCAAAACCAUUGUACGAUCAAAUUGUAAAGCAGAAUGAAGAAAGGAAAAAAAUUCUGAAAGAAAAAAGUAAAGAAAGAAUGCAAGUUCUCUCGAAGCCAUUUUCAUUCUCGCCAAUGAAUAAAAAAACUGUUGAUGUAUCUACAGAUAAAUUAACUAAAAAUAUGUUUAAGGCUAAUCGAUUUCCAAGUAAAAUUUUUUCCUCAGAAAUUGAUUUGAGAAUGCAAGAAAAUGAAAAUAAAAGAGCUUUUGCAAAAACUUUAAGAAGUAAAACUAUGCUAAAAAAUUCUGAGACGCCAAAAGCCAUAGUAGAACAUGAAGAAAGACUGGAACAAAAGAAAAACAAACAAGCCAAAGGAAUGAUGUUCGAUCUCAUCCAAGAAGAAUUGAAUAAAUUUCAUCCAAAAAUUCAUAGAGAGGUGCCUAAUUUUGAUCGAAUAUAUUUGCAGUCUCUCAGCAAAAAUGUUCAAAUUAAAGAAAGAUGUGCAACAAAAUGUGAACCUUUUCAUUUCGAAACUGAAAUGAAGAAAAAAAAAGUACAAACUAAAAGAAGAUCAUCAACUUCGACUUUGAAUGAUUUGAGACAUUCAAAUGAACGGUCCUCUUUUGCAAAGCUUCUUCCUGUUUCUACCGACACCAUUCCGAUAACAGAAACCAAGACCUCAGUUCUAAGAGCCCAACAGGCAAGGAGCCAAAUUGAACGAGCGCAAAAUCUCAUUGAAAUGGGUUUGAAGCAAUCACAAAUGAAAAAGUUGCAAAACAAAAUGUUACAAAAAUCUGUCCGAGAAAAGUCAACGGCUCAUGAUUUUCAGUUCGUUCAGGGCAGCAUCGAGAAAAAAAUUAAAAAUCAAAAGUUGAGUGAACAGGAGCGAGAGAAACAAUAUAAAAAAGAAUUAAAAGAAAUGAAGCAAAGAAUAUCCAGCAGACCACUCCUGUUUGAACAAAUCGCCCAGGCAUCUCAAAAAAAGCACAAAGAUAUUCUUGAACGAAACAAGGCAGAUAUUUUGUUGGAAAAUGGUAAGUUUGAUGCGAAGAAUGAAAAAUACAAGAACACUGUUGAAGAAAGUAGCAUCCAGGACUUUAAUAAUCCAGAUGACAUCACACCCAAUAUUGAAAACCUUGAUCUCGAUCAGAAAUCUAACAGAAGUGAACGUUCAUCAGUCAAAAACAGCGUUGCAUCCAGAAAAACUGCCUCGAAUGAGAGCCUACCAAGUGAAAGGAUGUCGAACACGGCAAGUCCUAUGAGGGCGGAUCACCAGGCACAACAGCAGCUCCUCUCAAGCCGUGACGAUAAAGUCUCGAACGCGGCAUUUUACGAUCCACCAAUGGGGAGUGAGGGUGAUGAUGACGAUAAAUUUGAAAGUGAUGACGAUGUUGACGGGAGUUUAAAUUCAAACUCAACGCGGAAAAAAUCGUACGAUCAGACAUCUGUUUAUUCAGAAGAAAGUCACGAUGAUGAGGACGAGCAUGAUAUUGUCGAUGAUGUUUCAAAAUGA
Molecule: messenger RNA, 1743 nt
Organism: Helobdella robusta
Lineage: Eukaryota; Metazoa; Annelida; Clitellata; Rhynchobdellida; Glossiphoniidae
Exons: 5
Coding region: 1-1743 (580 amino acids)
Biological process (GO): cilium organization
Cellular component (GO): cilium
Source: RefSeq, a predicted model, not a curated record